Molecule: messenger RNA, 574 nt
Organism: Meleagris gallopavo (turkey)
Lineage: Eukaryota; Metazoa; Chordata; Aves; Galliformes; Phasianidae
Source: RefSeq, a predicted model, not a curated record
CUGGGCACCAGAAUUGGCUGAAAGCUUCUGGGCAUCCUCGGGGGAGCAGGAAGGCCAAAUAUCCAGAUCGCCCUCUGCUUCUGAACAGAGAAAUCAGCCACGAAAAUGAUGUCUCUGAGAGUUCUCUCACUGCUUUUUGCUUCUCUGAGCUUUGUUUUGAUGGAAGAGAACGUUUCAGGCCUCAGCAUAAGGACUCCCGGCUCCAGACCAAUGCACAGACGCUACUCGGAGGCCACGCUGGCGAGUGAUUACAGCCGCACGAUGGACAACAUGCUGAAAAAGAACUUCGUGGAGUGGCUGCUGGCCCGGAGAGAGAAGAAAAGCGACAACGUCAUUGAGCCGAGCAAGAGAGAAGCCGAGCCCCAGCUAUCCGCGGUGAGCGACCAAAGCUUGGACCUGCGCAGCCACGAAGCCAAGGACUUCCUUGCCUGGCUCCUAAAAGCCAAGGAGAAUCAGAGUUCUGCUUCUCUGGAAGGUUCAGAAGAUUUGAAGGAUGUUGUGAACCAGGAGUUUCUGACAUGGUUAAUGUCAAGUGACCUCUGCAGACCAUGGUGAGCAGCUGUUCUACCUAACU